Molecule: messenger RNA, 1706 nt
Organism: Nannochloropsis gaditana CCMP526
Product: dynamin-like protein
Exons: 1
Cellular component (GO): microtubule; cytoplasm; membrane
Molecular function (GO): microtubule binding; GTPase activity; GTP binding
Source: RefSeq, a predicted model, not a curated record
CAACAGGACGCUUUGCACAGGCAGGAUAACAAACGGGACAAUGUCAGCGGCCACAGGUGCAGGAGAAAGCAAAACAGCUAAGCUGGUUCGCAGACUUUCGUGGAGUAGCAUUAAAGAUGGUGCAAAGCUUAAAAAAUCAGUCGAGUCUCUGGUAGACUGGGAACUAGACGUUCUCGAGGCACCCCUGAAAGUUAAAACUGAUUUGAUCGAUGAUCUGUCCAUCCUUUGGCCCCUGAACCAGCAAAUCAAGGCUCCCGGAAUAGUCGUGAUUGGAGCUCAAGGAGCUGGUAAAUCUUCUGUUCUACAGCUCCUGACGGGUAUGCCUUUUAUCUAUUGCACGGGCUCAGAUAGCACAAAAAGGCCUAUUAAGAUGAACAUUACUACCGACCCAACGACCGAUGAGACAUACACCCUGGUCAGUACUGUGGAUCCAGAAUGUUCCCCCGAAGAUGGCAACACCAAGCAUGUCAAAAAACUUGAAGAGCUGUCCCGGCUCUUGGCGCACCUGAACGAAAACCCAGAGCACAGCGAGGUGGAAGCUCGUAAGCAGCCUAUCUACGUCAAGGUUGUGCGACCCUCGGGUGCGGCGUAUUCGGUCAUGGACUUACCGGGCAUCAAUGAAGAGGACCCUGAGUCCGUGCGCUUCACCGAGGACAUCCUUCACCAGGACCCUUCGUGCGUGAUUCUCGUGGUCUUGCCCUUGACCGACAUAUUUGACCGGGCCUUUCCCGUGGCGUUGGCCAAGCGUGUGGACCCGGAGGGGCGAAGGACCAUCGGCGUGGUCACCAAGACAGAUCUUGUUCAGAAGGACAUGGACGCCGUUGAAAAGGUUCAAAUGACGAGCCAGCCGGGGGUCAAUCUUCCCCUCGGAUACAUCGCCGUGCGCUCCGCUGCAGAGAAAGAAAAAAAUGAGUCGCGGCGACAAAUCCUGCAGAGGGAGCAAGCGUUUUUUACGAGCAACCCCUUGCUUGCCGGUCUGAGACCCGAGCGAUGGGGCUCGACGACCCUUAAACGCUUGGUAGUGGACUGUCAAAGCAAUGCCAUCGGUCAAUCGAUCCCGAAGGUGACGCGGCUCUUGCACAAGGAGCUCCAGGAGCUGGACAAGGAAGAGGAGAAGGCGGCAGAGGCCCUGGGGUGGAAAGACAGGGGGCAGUCCCAGGGGAGGGCGAAGCCCCUGUCCGACCACCAAGACUUCUUCACCAAGCUCUGCCUGGAUGCGAACACCUUGGGCUUCGAGAUCGGCGAGCUGGCUUUGUCCAGCAGCACGCGUCAGGAACGGCACCUGAACCUGGGCGCUCGCCUGGCCGCUGCCAUCACCUUCCACGAGAAUGAAGCACGUCGGGCCCUGCCGGCGAGUGUGGCCGAGAAAGUGGGCUCUUGGCUUGAAGUGGAGGACUUCGCGAGCUCGGAGCCUCGCACUUACGUGAGCCGGGAGACCAUGUCGCACGACGUGUUCCGCAAGUCGAUCCGGGAGGUGUGCGGGCCCGUGCUAAUGCACUAUGCCACGGCCCUGUUGACGGAGACAGGCCAGCAGCUGGAGGAGGUGACGCACGUGCUGGUGCAGGAGAAAUUCACGGGCUUCCCCUGGCUGGUCCAGUCCCUCAAGCACGAGGUCAAUUUGUUGCUGGGCAAGAAGAAGGUCGACACGGAGAAGGUCCUGCAGCGAAUUGUGACCUCCGAAAUGAAUUGGUGCUUUUUGAGCGAGG